Pteropus alecto (black flying fox) is the source of this 3640-nucleotide messenger RNA. RefSeq names its product p21 (RAC1) activated kinase 6 (gene PAK6). The transcript is spliced from 10 exons. The record is from RefSeq and is a predicted model, not a curated record. NCBI's taxonomy places the organism in Eukaryota, Metazoa, Chordata, Mammalia, Chiroptera, Pteropodidae. Gene Ontology annotation, biological process: regulation of MAPK cascade; protein phosphorylation; intracellular signal transduction. Gene Ontology annotation, cellular component: cytoplasm. Gene Ontology annotation, molecular function: protein serine/threonine kinase activity; ATP binding. Bases 179 to 2224 code for a protein of 681 amino acids.
GAGACAAGCACCAGCCUGCAGUGGGGAGCUCCAGGCCCAGCUCGGAGGAACAGCCCGGGCCUCUGAGGACUCGCAGGAAGGUCUUUAGUCUUCCCUCUCCUGGUGCUUGAGAGCUCUGCCCACUGAAGGGUGAGGAGUCAGGUGGAAGAGGAGGCGAGGAAGGCAUUCCAGAGGCACCAUGUUCCGUAAGAAAAAGAAGAAACGCCCCGAGAUCUCAGCCCCACAGAACUUCCAGCACCGUGUGCACACCUCCUUUGACCCUAAAGAAGGCAAGUUCGUGGGCCUCCCCCCACAAUGGCAGAACAUCCUGGACACACUUCGGCGGCCCAAGCCUGUGGUGGACCCUUCACGCAUCACACGGGUGCAGCUCCAGCCCAUGAAGACAGUGGUGAGGGGCAGCUCUGUGCCCAUAGAUGGCUACAUCUCGGGGCUGCUCAAUGACAUCCAGAAGUUGUCCGUCAUCAGCUCCAACACCUUGCGUGGCCGAAGCCCCACCAGCCGGCGACGGGCACAGUCGCUGGGGCUGCUGGGGGAAGAGCACUGGGCCGCAGACCCGGACAUGUACCUGCAGAGCCCCCAGUCUGAGCACACUGACCCCCAAGGCCUCUACCUCAGCUGCAACGGGGGCGCACCAGGAGGCCACAGGCAGAUGCCAUGGCCGGAGCCUCAUAGCCCACGGAUCCUGCCCAAUGGGCUGGCCACCAAGGCACAGUCCCUGGGCCCUGCAGAGUUCCAGGGUGCCACACAGCGCUACCUGAAGCUGGGCACCUGCCUGCAGAGUUCCCCACCCAGCACCUCGCCCCCCGCAGCCACUGGGAGGCGUGGGACCAAGGCAGCCAGGCAUGGAUCUGAGGAGGCCCGGCCACAGUCCUGCCUGGUGGGCUCAGCUGCAGGCAAGCCAAGCGGGGAAGGCAGCCCCAGCCCUAAGACCCAGGAGAGCAGCCUUAAGCGCAGGCUGUUCCGAAGCAUGUUCCUGUCUACCCCUGCCACGGCCCCUCCCAGCAGCAGCAAGCAGGGCCCUCCACCACAGAGCAAGCCCAACUCCUCAUUCCAACCACCACAGAAAGACUCCCCUCCAAGUCUGGUGGCCAAGGCACAGUCCUUGCCCUCAGCCCAGCCCAUGGGCACCUUCAGCCCUCUGACCACCUUGGAUACCAGCAGCCCCCAGAAGUCCCUCCGCACAGCCCCAGCCACUGGCCCUCCUCCAGGCCGGUCUUCCCCGGCGGGCUCUCCCCGCACCCGGCACGCCCAGAUCAGUACCAGCAACCUGUACCUGCCCCAGGACCCUGCAGUGGCCAAGGGUGCCCUAGCUGGUGAGGACACAGGCGUCGUGACGCAUGAGCAGUUCAAGGCUGCACUCAGGAUGGUGGUGGACCAGGGUGACCCCCGGCUGCUGCUGGACAGCUACGUGAAGAUUGGCGAGGGCUCCACAGGCAUUGUCUGCCUGGCACGGGAGAAGCAUUCUGGCCGCCAAGUGGCUGUCAAGAUGAUGGACCUCAGGAAGCAGCAGCGCAGGGAGCUGCUCUUUAAUGAGGUGGUGAUAAUGCGGGACUACCAGCACCUCAACGUGGUGGAGAUGUACAAGAGCUACCUGGUGGGCGAGGAGCUGUGGGUGCUUAUGGAGUUCCUGCAGGGUGGGGCCCUCACGGACAUCAUCUCCCAAGUCAGGCUGAACGAGGAGCAGAUCGCCACUGUGUGUGAGGCUGUGUUGCAGGCCCUGGCUUACCUGCAUGCCCAGGGUGUCAUCCACCGGGACAUCAAGAGUGACUCCAUCCUGCUGACCCUCGAUGGCAGGGUGAAACUCUCGGAUUUUGGAUUCUGUGCUCAGAUCAGCAAAGACGUCCCUAAGAGGAAGUCCCUGGUGGGAACUCCCUACUGGAUGGCUCCUGAAGUGAUCUCUAGGUCUCUGUAUGCAACCGAGGUGGAUAUCUGGUCUCUAGGCAUCAUGGUGAUUGAGAUGGUGGACGGGGAGCCACCCUACUUCAGCGACUCCCCAGUGCAAGCCAUGAAGAGGCUCCGGGACAGCCCCCCACCCAAGCUGAAAAAUUCUCACAAGGUCUCCCCAGUGCUGCGAGACUUCCUGGAACGGAUGUUGGUGCGAGACCCCCAGGAGAGAGCCACGGCCCAAGAGCUCCUGGACCAUCCCUUCCUGCUGCAGACAGGGCUACCCGAGUGCCUGGUGCCCCUGAUCCAGCUCUACCGCAAGCAGACCUCCACCUGCUGAGCCUAUCCCUAGAGCGAGCCUGUCACCUGUGCCCACAGGCAGGGGACACUGGGCAACCAGCUUGUUGGCAGGGACUGCCUGCCUCAUUUUCUCAGUAUUCUCUCCAAAGAUUGAAUGUGAAGCCCCACCUCUGCCCUCCUGCCCCUCAGCCCACUGGGCCAGGCCGGACCUGCCCCUCAGAAUCUCUCCCCUCCAAGAGAGUCCCCAGUUGCCUUUGGGAUGAUGGAGACCCCUUCUUCAGAAUGACCCUUUGUUAUUUGCACAGGGAUAUUUCCAAGAAACACCGAGACCAGCACUUCCGGCCACUGUGGCCAACACAGCAGAAAAGGCUGCUGUGGUUUUUUAAAGGCAGUUGUACACUAGCAUCUCAGGCCACCCAAGAGUGCAGAAUGCCUGUCUUCACCAGGAUACUUCCUGUUCUCAGCUCCACCAAACCCUGGGGUCUCAAGAGGGCCAUAGAGAAGGUUUUUAUUGCCUGAAUCCAUCUUCUUCUUUUGUGUCUGACUUCCUGAAGGCACGGUCCCACUUGCACCUGCUUCCUGACCCACCUGCACUGAUGACACGCAACACUCUCAUGCACAGCCUGCUCAUAAGCCAUGGAAGGCCACGGGAGGAGGAGGGGCAUUUUUUGAGUGAAAGAAAAAUAAUUGGGUUGGUGGCAAAGGUGGUGUCACUUUAUAGGAGGCACAUGCUCGUGUGAGUGUGUGUGUGUGUGUGUGUGUGCGCGCGUGUGUGUGUGUAAAUGGAGGAAGGUCACCCCGACAGCCUGGCCCCUUCAGUAAGGCUUCCCCAUCCUCUCUCCCACUAAGUUCUGCUCUGAAGAGACCUGCUUUCUUGGCCUGGAUUCCCACCUUUUAAGUCUCAUGAUGCUACCUGACCAGCGAAGAGGUCUGUAUUGAGUCUGAUGCAUCCUGCGGACUGGGCAGGUCCCAAGUUUCUCCUGUAUUGUGUGGUCUGAGAGUCCGAGACCAUAAGGGGGAGGAAACAAACUUUGUUUUACUUGUGAGCUUCAUCUCAAUAACCAGGUCAUCAGGGACCCUUUCUUUUCAAAAUCCUGGUCUGGGGGAGGUAAACCAGCUCCAGGGGUUCCAUCAUGUCAAAAGAAUGGGCACCCCAUUUGUGCAAACCUUCUGCCCCUAGCAGCUUCCUCAGACACCUGUUUCCUUGUCCUCCUUCCUUCCCUGCCUUCAGGGCUGUUAUGACACAAGGAAGCCCAGGGAAGAACUCUAGGUGUCUGGACCCCAUGUAGAUCAUAUUUUUAGAUUCCUCUACUCCCUAGUGGCCUGCUUUAGGGCAAAACAAAACGGAACAAAAAACUGCAAGGACUUUUUUUUUAAGGGUCAGAGUUUUAAAAACAAAAGCACCUUCCCUAGAAACUUUUGUGAAUUGUUUGCACUUGUGCCUGUUUUAAAUUAA